CCUUCCCCGAGCGGGCGCCGCCCGCCGCCGCGCCCUGCCCGCUGCUCUUCCGCGUGGACCCCUUCACGGACUACGGCUCAGCGCUCACCAUCUCCCUGCCCGCGUCGCUGGAGCCGCACCAGCCCUUCCAGGUCAUCAUCCGCUACAUCACGGUGGAUGCGCCGGCGAUCUGGUGGCUGGAUCCAGAGCUGACGUAUGGUAACUCCAAGCCGUUUGUCUUCACCCAAGGCCAUUCCGUGUGCAACCGCUCCUUCUUCCCCUGCUUUGACACCCCAGCUGUGAAAUUUACCUACUCUGCUAUUGUCAAGGCUCCUGCGGGUAUGCAGGUCUUGAUGAGUGCUACCCAAAGCACCUACGAGGAACAAGAGGGCGUGUACCAGUUCUACAUGGAGUACCCCAUUCCCGCUUAUCUGGUGGCCUUGGUGGCGGGGGACCUUGUACCUGCGGACAUCGGCCCUAGGAGCAAAGUGUGGGCAGAGCCGUGCCUGCUGCCGACAGCGAUCGAGAAACUUUCGGGUCGGGUGGAGCGCUGGCUCAGUGCUGCAGAGAGGCUCUACGGCCCCUACAUGUGGGGCAGGUACGACAUCGUUUUCCUUCCCCCCUCGUUCCCCAUUGUGGCUAUGGAGAAUCCAUGCCUGACCUUCAUCAUCUCCUCCAUCCUGGAGAGCGAGGAGUUCCUCAUCAUCGACGUCAUCCACGAGGUGGCCCACAGCUGGUUCGGCAACGCGGUCACCAACGCCACCUGGGAGGAGAUGUGGCUGAGCGAGGGUCUGGCCACCUACGCCCAGCGACGCAUCACCACGGAGACGUAUGGUACUGCCUUCACGUGUCUGGAGACUGCCUUCCGCCUGGAUGCUCUUCACAGACAAAUGAAGCUUCUUGGCGAGGACAACCCUGUCAGUAAACUUCAGGUGAAGCUGGAGCCAGGUGUGAAUCCAAGCAAUCUGAUGAAUCUGUUCACAUAUGAGAAAGGUUACUGCUUUGUUUACUACCUGUCCCAGCUCUGUGGAGAUCCAGCGCACUUUGAUGCCUUCCUCCGGGCCUACAUUGAGAAGUACAAGUUCACUAGCGUCGUGGCCCAAGAUCUCUUGGAUUCCUUCCUGGCUUUCUUCCCAGAAUUGAAAGAACAAUGCAUCGAUAGCAAAACAGGACUAGAGUUUGAACGCUGGCUCAACGCGACAGGCCCUCCUUUGAUGGAGCCAGACUUAUCUCACGGAUCCAGUCUGACCAGCCCAGUGGAGACGCUCUUCAGCCUCUGGACCACGGAGCCCUUGGAUGUCGCGGCUGCCGCUAGCAGCGUCAACAUCGCGGAGUGGCGGACGUUCCAAACGGUGCUUUUCCUGGACCGGCUGUUGGAUGGGUCACCCCUGCCUCAUGAGGUGAUUUCGAAGCUCUCAGAGUGCUACUCAGCCCAGCUGGACGGCAUGAAUGCAGAGAUCCGUAUCCGCUGGCUGCAGAUCAUUGUCCGCAAUGACUACUACCCAGACCUUUACAAAGUCCGGUGCUUCUUGGAAAACCAGAUGUCGCGGAUGUACACAAUUCCGCUGUACGAGGACCUCUGCACUGGCACCCUGAAGUCCUUUGCCUUAGAAGUUUUCUACCAGACCCAGAACCAGCUGCACCCCAACUUGCGGAAAACGAUCCAGCAGAUCUUGGCCCAGGGUUUGAACCCGCUGCUUGCCAUGGACGCCGCGGCUGUGGCUGCCGAUGCCCCAGCCGCAGGGCGCGAGGACAAACCUCCCGAAGCUGCACACGGUGCCAUUUCUCUCAGGGACGUGAAUGUGUCUGCGUAGCUCAUCGGCUCAUGCCGGGUGUUUGAAGCUGGAGCAGGGAGGACGGGGGGAACGACGCUCCCGAAGCCCUGCCGCCUUUUCCUUUGUGCCACAGCUGCCGGGGGACCGGAUCGCCUGACCUCUUCCCAUACGCAAGUGCCCGAAUGUGCCUUCAGGUGCCCGUAGCAGGGGCACGGUCCGCUAUCAGGGAUGCCUCUCCUCCCAGCUGCCAGCCGGAGCUGUUACGGGAUGGGCUUGGCGCACCAUGAAUGUGAAUUCCAGGGGGACCGUCGUUCUCCCACUGCAGAUGGAAGGAGUUCUGGUCCAGCCACUUGGCCGGUGAUCUGCCCUCCUGACCUUGAGAGAGACGGUCACUGCUGGCCGCAUGCUGUCGAGGAAGGAAGGGACAGCAGCGACUGGGGUCGUGGAGAUCGGAAGGCGAGGCGGCGCUCAGCCGGGAACGUCGUCUUACGAAAACAAAGGAAGUGGCAGGGGGAUCUGUUUUGUCUUGUGCUCUUUACUGUGUGAUUCAGGAUGUGGACGAUCUUGAGUAAUUACGAAUCUCUUUGAAGCAGUGCCUGCUUUUUGUCAAGGUGUCGGAGGUUAGGAGACCGGGUUCGGUUCCACCGUGGCCUUCUCCUUGGGAAGGGGCUUGAUGUCGGAGGUCUGCUGAGCUGCAGCGGGGCGGUGGGACCCUCUCUUCCGCUCGGCCUUCACCGGUGCUCUGUGAAGACGUAAGGUGACGCGCGUCCCUGCCUCUUGUCCAAACUGAGCGGGAGAACGGGCACAGUCCAGCAGCAGCUUUCCACGUGUGUGAUUGUGCAAUCCGUAUGCAUUUUCAAAGGGGCUGGCACAAGAGGAGAACCUGAUGGAUUGUGUCUCUGGUCUCAUGGUGCCUACCAAAAAUAACAACAAUAACAAUAACAAUAGUGAUGAUGAUAAUGGGAGGAGUGAGGCUCACCUUUUCGUUUCAGAGAUGCCUGCCCUGUACUCAGAUAGGGUUGUGCCUUCCCGAGAACUUGGUUGACGUCUCUCUCUGGAUGGGAAAAUGGCUGGUUUGACAUUGGGGUUCUUUCGAGCCCCUGUUUUGGAUUCAGAGUGGCGUAGCCCAGCAGCCACGUUCCGCUGCUGUGCGGUUUGCAGAAGCAUCUCCUUCCUGGCCCUGAGGCAGAGAGGAGGGAGAGACCUAGCAGCGCCCCUCUGAUGCGGAGGAGCUGGCUCAAACGGCCUUUGGAGAAGCCCCGUGAAGCACUGCCACACCUUUUAGGGCAUGACCAAAGGGAGACAAAAGGGUGCAGGGCCAGGCUGUGGGAAGGGCUGAGUUUUCCAUGCCUCUCUGAGGGCAAUUUGCACCGGCCAGAGAGCUGACGGUUGAGUGACGGGCCUACAGAAAGGCUCCCAAGAAAAGAAAAGUGGCAAAAGCGCUGGGAAUCGUCCUUUAGAAGUACGGGGCGGUGCAGGAGCAGGUGUGCAUUUAAAUGAAGAGACAGGCAUGCUCAGCGUCCACGUGGCACAUGGUGGUGGCCAGGAGGCGCUCAUGCUUGCUGCAGUAGCCCUGCAAAUUGCCAGGGGGGGUUUCGUCCCCGUGCAGUCAGGAACACGCAGCACUUUGCCCGGGGAGCUGCAGCGGGGCCUCCUUGUACGUUUGGACACACAGCCCCCCUUUUACAUGCCUUCCCAGCUACUGCCCAAAGUGCUGCGGAAUUUGCUCCUCCUGUGAGCCUCAGUGUUCAGCAGGAACUGCGUUCCUGUGACCCCUUCUGGGGAAGAACCACAGCUGCCUCACAUUCAGGACGGGCAGGGAUGGGAAAUUCCUAGCAGUGCUUGGCCUUUCACAAAGCAUGUCCGGCUGCGGGCAGGCAGAGGGGCUUCCUCCUGCCUCCUCAUUUCCACUCCCCCGUCCCUUCUCCGCCUUUCACCCUCUUUCCAUUCCAUGUCCUUCCUGGCUUCAGGGAUAAAGCAAUAAUGAACUUGUUCCUCAGAAAGAUGCUUCAUCAGUCUAGGCAAGUUCCACUCUCCUUCACAACAGGGAUUAAUUUAACGAGGAGGGAGUAUCACAACACCCCGCCCCAUUCAUAACACGGCAGGUAAUUGGCCCAUUUUGGUAUGCAGCACCUUUGAGACAGGUUUCCGCCUGGAAGAGACCAGCAGCCACGAGUCUUGUCCUCUUGCCACCUUAGGCCUGUUUAUCACCUUUUUAUUUCCAAAAGAAUGUAUGUAACCCUAACGGGGAUUCCUUUUCAAUGUACUUGGAUGCCUUACAAUAACAUCACUGAUAAAAGUUGAAAUAAACUAAACUUGGUGACUUUC
Messenger RNA from Varanus komodoensis (Komodo dragon), 4082 nucleotides. It is a transcript of the gene RNPEPL1, whose product is annotated as arginyl aminopeptidase like 1. The transcript has 11 exons. NCBI's taxonomy places the organism in Eukaryota, Metazoa, Chordata, Lepidosauria, Squamata, Varanidae. Gene Ontology annotation, biological process: proteolysis. The record is from RefSeq and is a predicted model, not a curated record. Bases 321 to 1793 code for a protein of 490 amino acids. Gene Ontology annotation, molecular function: zinc ion binding; metalloaminopeptidase activity.